This is a messenger RNA of Scylla paramamosain (green mud crab), 1492 nucleotides long. It is a transcript of the gene eIF2Bbeta, whose product is annotated as translation initiation factor eIF2B subunit beta-like. Gene Ontology annotation, biological process: translational initiation. NCBI's taxonomy places the organism in Eukaryota, Metazoa, Arthropoda, Malacostraca, Decapoda, Portunidae. Gene Ontology annotation, molecular function: guanyl-nucleotide exchange factor activity; translation initiation factor activity. Bases 110 to 1126 code for a protein of 338 amino acids. Gene Ontology annotation, cellular component: eukaryotic translation initiation factor 2B complex. The record is from RefSeq and is a predicted model, not a curated record. The transcript is spliced from 8 exons.
ACACACACUUAUAUUACACACCGUUCAGAGCAAGGAGUGUUCGCACCUCGCACCAGGGAUCAUUUCACCAUCAGCAACAAUACUAGAGCUUGUGUUUACAUCCCUCAGCAUGGCCCAGCUUUCAGAAAGGGAGUUUAUUGAUAAGCUUAGGUUCGAGAAAUAUGAUACUGAACAAGCAAAGGCAGAAGAAAGUUUAUAUCUCAUGGAGUGUAUAGUUGGCAGCGUUCAUUGGAAGACUGGAAGUGACCUACUAAACUUACUUCGCAAUGUGGGAACCUCGGUACAGGCCAAAAUGCCUUGGGAAACAACACCCUGUAACAUGGUGCAACGUGUCAUAAAAAUAGUAAUUGAUGAAUACAAUACACUACGUGGUGAGAACCAAGGUGUGGAGUACCCAAGCCUCUCACAGUCCAUGCUAGUAGACCCUGCAUGUGGAGAUCUCCCAAAAUGCACAGAGGUUAUUCCAGAGCUGCAGGACAGAGUACUUGAGGCCAUUGCUGAACAGAAAGCUGAGAUUGAACAAAGCCAAGAAUUGAUAGCUGCCCAAGGUGUAAGCAAGAUUCACAAUGAUGAGGUCAUUAUGACGUGUGGAAUGUGUCCACUGGUCUUGGCCUUCCUGACCAAGGCAGCCAAACAAAGGAAAUUCCACGUUAUUGUUGCUGAAUGUGCCCCUAAAUAUGAUGGUCACCCAAUGGCAAAAGCUUUAUGUACUGCUGGAAUUCAGACAACAUUAAUUCAAGACUCUGCAGUGUUCCCCAUCAUGUCACGUGUCAACAAGGUCAUCAUUGGCACCAAGACAGUGGUGAGCAACGGAGGCAUUAAGACCUUUGUUGGUGCAGCUUCUCUUGCCUCAGCAGCAAAGUUUUAUUCUGUUCCACUGUAUGUGUGCACUCCCACAUACAAAUUUAGCUUGAUGGGCUGUGAAGAAAUAAGCCACGAAAGCAGCACUUCUAUUAUCCCAAAGGGAACAAAGUUUUCGCCAUCUGUAAAUACUGCACUGACUAAGCUAGAUUACGUUCCUCCAGAAAAUGUCACCAGUUUCAUAACUAACAAUCGAGGUAUUGCACCAUCCUAUGUGUACCGGCAGCUUAGUGAACUGUACCAUCCCACUUCUUAUGAUCUCUAAGGUAACAGCUUUAAUCCUUGUAAAUAAGGAAUAAGAGAAAAGAGACACACCUGGCAUUUGUACUGUUAUGCUGUAGUGUUCUGUCAUUUUUUUCCUCUUUUAUCCUAGAACCAUUUUUGCUCAUUCAUGUUUAUAAAAAUUAUUAUACAAAAAUGUUGAGCUUAAUAUGUUUGGUGUAGUUUUUUGUAACAUGUGUUAUUGUUAAUGUGUGUGCUUCCCAUCAGGAAGAAUGUUGCAGUAUUAGCAGUAAUGUUACAGCUGAUGGAAGUGUCUAUAUUGUGCUUUGGUGGGAAGUUAAUUUUAUGUAUUUUUAGAGUUCUGCAGGAUAUAGCAAGCCCUCAAAAUAAAGAAAAUAACUAUGGAAAA